This is a messenger RNA of Cladophialophora carrionii CBS 160.54, 4545 nucleotides long. RefSeq lists its product as uncharacterized. The coding region runs from base 1 to 4545 and encodes 1514 amino acids. NCBI's taxonomy places the organism in Eukaryota, Fungi, Ascomycota, Eurotiomycetes, Chaetothyriales, Herpotrichiellaceae. Gene Ontology annotation, biological process: regulation of transcription by RNA polymerase II. Gene Ontology annotation, molecular function: transcription coregulator activity. Gene Ontology annotation, cellular component: mediator complex. The record is from RefSeq and is a predicted model, not a curated record. The transcript has a single exon.
AUGACAUCUAUUCCCCUGGCCGGACCGCGGCCUCCUCCUCAAUUACCACGUCCACCGGGCUUGAGUCGACCUCCUGCCAGGAGGAGUACGAGCAAUGUCUUCUCACCGCUGGACAGAAGACCUUCGGGGCUGCAGAGGCAGAUGUCGGAUAUUGGGGAUGACAGACCGGCGAAGAGGCGGAAGAUGGAAGGAGAGGGCCAGCUGCUUGAACAGCCUUCCAGCCACAACACUAUCGCUCCCGUCCUUACACAACCAGCCGACUCCGAGGGUGGGGACAGAACUGUCCAGCUGCGAUGGGUCAAGCCUUCGGCGAUCCGGCUAAGAGCGGGCAAUUCCCUGGGGAAGGACGAGGAAAGCGGCGAGGGAGAAGACGAUGUGCCUGAACUCCCACCCAGGCCGUGGAGAGCGAUUCAAGCGUCCCACGCCGUGGAAGAGCCGAAACCGACUCAUCGAUCUCGGGUCAACAUUCCUGUUCCCAACACACCGGAUUCGAUAGAACUCCCCUCUGCGGUACCUCAUUUUGUCCCUCGCAAGCCGGCAGGCUUCUUUCCUUGGACUGGGAAACAUGCUGAGGACAUUUUGAGUGACACAAAUGUCAAGACGGGCUACUUCGAUAAAGCGCCAACUCCGACAGAGAAGGAGCUGAAUACUGCGCGAGUACCCCUUUAUAACGCAUUCAAGCACAAGUCAGGCGUCGACAGCUUGUCCGUCUUGUUCUCGCUCGUACUCGACCAAAAGAGCCUCCACGGCACAACGAGUUCGGUCUCGACCUUCAAACCGCCCCCGCGCGUCACCUUGACCGAAGCGAAACGAAAGUCGUGGAUAGCAGAUUUGGCCAAUGCGGAUGUUCCGUUGAGACGGUUGAGUAGGACCAUUCCCCAGGGUAUCAGGGGCCAAGCGCUUUUGGAUCAAUGCUUGCAGAGUGAUGUCCCUCUGAGCCGCGCGAUUUGGUUUGCAAAGUGCGUGUGUGCAAACGAAAUUCGGACUCUGAAGCGCAAAGGGACAACUCCUACUGUUGCGGUCGGCACGGAGACCAAGUGGCUGCGUGAGUGGACUGUCAAUGUCGAGCAAUUUUUGGAAGCACAUCUUGCACGGAGCAGCUUACCGGAUUGGAAAUCAAACAUUCAAUAUGCCUUGCGGCUUACCACCCGUUUCUAUCUGGAGAAUCUGCUGGACCGAGACCACUACCUGGACUGGAUUUUGCGUUCUCUUGCUUCGGCUGAUGUCGGCCAUACACCGUUCUGGCUGAUGGUUACUCACAUCUACAAGCAAGACCUGAGCCAGUAUCGAAGAAAAGGUAGCAGACUCGUCGAAGUGCUCAUCAACAAGUUUUGCUCCCUGGACAAAGCCCAGGAGCCGACGAUAGCUCCGUUGCGGCAGAAGCUGCGUGCUGCGAUACGUGAACUCCUGUUUGCACGUUCCGCGCUGUUCUUGAUGCCAGACAGGUGGCCAGAGAGCAUUGAAAUCAUCAGAGCUUGCCUUGACCAAACUCUCCCACCUGAGCGUCAACUUUUUGAUGGACUGAAUCGCAUCAACAAAAGGGCGAUGGGCUACAACAAAGCGGAAAUUUCGUCCAUUCGAGCGCCUGAUCAAGCCAUCGUUGAUGUUCUCGACGCGGCUCGAGUACCAUACAAUCUGAUGGCUCUUGAAGACACUCUGAAGGCCGCCUGCUCUGAUUUUGCACUUCUUAUGCAAACCUGUCUCGAGUGGUCAUGCACCCGGUUUCGCUGCUCCAGGACGCGAAUAUACCUCAUCACACGCUUGGUGAAACGUUGGCAACGGGAGGGCCUCGAUGUGGAUACUGCGCUCCUCAGUUUCCUGUCGGCCUACAAGGAGAGAAGAACGACCGCUGACUCUCAAAACUUGAGGCAUUUGAUUGCGCAGUUGUCCAGGUCCGAUUGUUUCAGCAUCAGCAAAUACCUGCAAUGGCUCAUGGUUAGAGGCCUUCCAAAACACGGAAUGGUCGGUAUCGAUACAUAUUCCACCUCUGGAUCAGCUGCUGGAACUUCGCAAGAGGAGGACCCUGAAGCCACCCACUUUCUGCUAGACCUAUCUUUGGAUAAGGCCGAUGACCAUGUUGUCAAUCUGAGGCGCGCAAUCCUCGAGCGCGCCGGCUUUGAUCUCAACUCCGAAGAGGCCGCUUUCAGGCAAUGCAUACGUUUUAUUGAGCAGGGGUUAGCCGGUCCAAACUCUGCGUCAACUUCUCCAUCACCGAGCGUCGCCGAGCCGGCUUUUGAUUCCCUGCCAUGGACCCUACGGACAAGGGUGUCUAAGUGGCUUCGUGCUCGGGCUCUCGAGGGCGCCAAGGCAGAGCAAACCGGCCCGGCUCUUCCUGGAUCUAUGGUCCUGAACGAAGGGCAGUUCUUUCUGAUUCGGCACAUUCUUGAAAGCAUGGAGGACGAAGCAGUGCUGGCUGAUGUGGUGGGCAUCUUGUCUACGUCCAAAAACGAUGACCUGGUAGCGUCGCUUGUGGCAACGAUCCAUUUUCAUGCAGACGCCUUUUCCUCCAUUGGCGCGCUCGAACUUCUACAGAAGCAGAUGUGUCAAGUCUAUAUGACUUGGCGUCCGACGAAACCGACCAUGCCUCUACUUACCUCGACAUUGCUGGACCUUUGCACCGCCUUCCCGUCGAAGACGCCCGCGAUCAAGCUACUACAACAAGACCUGGUCAGGGGCGAUCGUGGCCGGGCAGUUGCGGCUUGUUCGCCGUAUAGUGACGGAAUCGCCGAGUCUUUGCAGCAGGCAGGCGCUACCUUCGUUGAGGACUUUGAGGCCAUAUUGCAGUCAGAAACCAACAUGAACGAGCAAACCAUGAAUGGACUCUUCUCGGUCCUAGUCGAUCGCAUUGAGAAGCAGCAGAAAUUUGGGGACGAUCCCCAGACGACGCUGUCAUUCUGCCAACUUUUGAGCCGGCUUCGUCUAUGUCGCAAGGGCCAAGGCGAUCGGCUCAUACAAAAAUGGAUGUCACGAGUUCUACCUCGCCUGGAUUCGAAGUGGGGCCCAUUGCUUCUUCGGAGCCUUGUCUCGACCGGGUGCUUAAGCUUCAACGCCCUGCUAGAAGCAGUUGCCACCUCUAAGCACGGAACACGGAGGAACGUGGCGUUUGCUUCCUUGCUGUACCAGAUGCUGGGAUCCACCAAGGGCACAGCACCCGACUGGGCGGCUUAUCAGACGCGAACUAGAUGGUACGAGUACGUGCAGAGGGAGCCCAAGGCCGCCCUGGAGGUCCUCUGCGAAGCUGGACUGCAGGGUUUCUCACCGAAAUUCGAUGCUCUCCUCCUGUCGCUGCUCGUGAACGGCAGCACUUCGAGCUCAUUCGUCCUGUCCGGAGGGGUUAGACAAUGGUUUCUCAAGACACUCAGUCGUUCAUUGAACUGCCGCGACGGAGAAUUGACCGGGACCGACCUCCGAGCCCUUUUCCAGACCAUGAACAUCUUCUCGCAUCCUUACGUUCAGCUCCGCUUGCGAAGCACGCCAGAAAGCACUGCCGAGAAGGGAUCGGGAGUAAAUCACGACGAGUUGGCGGAUGUUCUCCACACGUCUCUGCAAAAUACGAUGCAAAUAUCACCUCGGCCAUCGAGCAAAGGGCAAGAUCGGCGAUUCGCUCAGUUUCUUCAAACAGUUGGUCCAGAGGUAGCCUCUUCGAUCCGACACAAGGUUGAGAAUGAAUUUCUAGAGGCAUCGCCAAAGUUGCCGCUGGGUAAAGCGACGAGUCCUUUGGCGGCAGCGUUUCCGGGCGAAAUACAGCAGCUUGGCUCCAUCGUUGAGCGCGCGUUCCAGGUCUGCAGAAAAGACACCGUGCCGAGCGCAGGAUUCCUGUCACAACUGAUCGACCGGUUAUCUCAGUUCUUCAAGUCGCUAGCGUAUGCUUCAGUGGCUCCAAGCACCCCGGUCACCACCGGUCACCCAGCAAUCCCUGGACUUUCCGGGCCUACCACGACGACGAACUCCCCUCAAAUGGUGCCUGCGCCUGCUACUCCAACCAUGAGCGCAUCAGAAAAUGGACCGAGCGCCUGUUCCGUGCCAUGCUUGAGCUAUCUGAAGUAUAUGCUGCAGAUGGUGUGUCUACAACGGCCAGCAUUGAUCUUAGCUGGGGGUAGUGGACCGAAUUCCAAACAAGGCCAGUCUGAACAGGUGCAACUUCUGGUCCGUCUCGCGUCGAUAGCAACACAUCCAGCAAUGGCCGCGGCAUCAAAGCAGCAAGGGAGCGAAGAGCGGCAAGCUCUGGCCAAAGAUGUUAUCCUUUCAAUGUUUGACAUCAUCGCCACGAUUGUCGACGAAGUCAGCGAUGAAGUCAACAUGAUGUGUGCAAAGCUUUUGAAGGACAAAUUACAAGAUGGACGCGUCCGGUAUCUGUUUGGCAGUAUAAACAUGCUUGGAUCUGUACAAGUGCAAGACAUGGGUCAGGGUCUACAGCUGACGAAAGAAGGCAAGGGGGUGAUAGGGGAAUGGCGACCUCGAAUGUGGGAAGUGCUGAAUAAUGGCAGCGGCAAGGAGACCGAGACGUCUCUGGGACUAGGACUUUUUGGCGCUCGGUACGGCUAG